Molecule: messenger RNA, 1404 nt
Organism: Mycena indigotica
Lineage: Eukaryota; Fungi; Basidiomycota; Agaricomycetes; Agaricales; Mycenaceae
Exons: 8
Coding region: 1-1404 (467 amino acids)
Biological process (GO): snRNA import into nucleus
Cellular component (GO): nucleus; cytoplasm
Source: RefSeq, a predicted model, not a curated record
AUGUCGACUACAUUUCAGAAUCGCAGAGCCAACUUCAAGGCGCCUUCUAUCGAAGAUACUCAGAACUACCGGCGUCAGAAAGCUCUCGACGAGCAAAAACGCCGGCGGGCAAAACGCGUUGACUCCACGCGCCAACUGGAUGUCUUUGCUGAUCUUUCACUGGGACAAUCCGACGAUGAAGAACAAGAAGAUGUAGCUAUCGUUAGGACUGGCAUCGCUUCAUAUGCGUCGUUACUGCCACCCACGACUUUGGAAUCACAGCCGCCACAAUCUCAGCCCCCACUCCAGGCGAACGACGGGUCCAAAAAGAAAAAGAAAAAAUGGAGACCCAAGGCGAAACGGGAGACCGUGGCUACAACGAGCAAGUGGGCCGAUCAGUGCAUGUAUGCUGAAUUGCUGGAGAUGAGCGAGGAAGACUCGUGGAAUGAGGCAGAAGAUGGACUGCCAGACGACUUGGACACUGGCUGGGUCGCGGUUGCCCCGAUUCCAGUUGGAAAACGAUGUCUUGUUGUCACCGAUCAAUCGUUGGGAGUUCCCGGUGUUGUACCCAAUACGUGUUUACGAAGCAGAAAACUCGGGAAACUCCUUCUACCACGAUUCCCGUCUAUCCUUCCGCCCCUUACAGUACUUGACUGCAUUCUGGACGUAAACUGGCGCGAAAAUGGAGUUCUCCAUAUCCUCGACGUACAUAGAUGGAAAGGACAGGACAUUGGCGAUUGUGAGACACCUUUCCGAUUCUGGUGGCGAGAUACACGUAUAGCGGAGUUGCCUUUGUCUCCGCCCCCUUCAUCCAGCCCCAAAUCUGCUCUGUCGAGCUCGGAAAACCCCACAAGCGCGCAACUUCAAUACCGUUUUCCUUACCCAACACGUUUCCUGCCAAUUCCCUACCACCCCGAAACAACCCUGCGGUCUCUUGCAGAGGUGAUCAUUCCCUUGGCAAGAUCAUCGAGAACCCUUGAAGUUCAAAUUCCCAGAACAGAGCCGCAAGACAUCAGUGAUAUGGCUGUAGACCAAUCCGAGCUUGUCAAUAUCUCCACAGAUGUUUUAUCUGAUGGGCUGCUAUUAUACGUUUCUGAAGCAAGCUAUGAACCCGGAACAAGCCCGCUGAGCAGUUGGAUACCACUUGUGGAUUACAACGCUGGUGACAACCUGACGGCCUCAGCAUCAACAAGUGAGGGUCCGUUGGAUAUUUUCUUGAGGCGAGUCUUAAGAGUUGGUGCAAAGAAGGAUGUCUCGCAGCUCCCACGGUGCGAGUGGGAUGGAUAUCGAAUAAGAGGAUUCCGGACUGGCGCUGAGCUUGCGAGUGAACCAAUCACAAUUACUCUUUCUAAAAGCGAAUUCCUGGAAUUUACAUCACUCAGUAACCGUAGAACCCCCUGUAAAAAUGCUGGUUCCAAUAUGUGA